Molecule: messenger RNA, 1581 nt
Organism: Medicago truncatula (barrel medic)
Lineage: Eukaryota; Viridiplantae; Streptophyta; Magnoliopsida; Fabales; Fabaceae
Product: metacaspase-3
Exons: 5
Coding region: 113-1216 (367 amino acids)
Biological process (GO): proteolysis
Cellular component (GO): cytoplasm
Molecular function (GO): cysteine-type endopeptidase activity
Source: RefSeq, a predicted model, not a curated record
UUAAUGGAGACACCUCUACCUCAAUCUCAUCAUCAACACAUUUCUCAGUUUAUUUACUUCUUUUUAUUCACUCAUAAUUUACUAAACAAAACUUUCUCCAAAACUCCAAAAGAUGGCAACUAGAAGAGCAAGAUGCAGCAAGUGUGGAAGGGCCAUACUAGUGCCAAUAGAACUAGAAAAUUAUGGCUAUUCCACUUCCAUAACCAUGAUAUGUUCUGGUUGCAACUCUCAAGGUUUCUCCCAACAACCCAAUUACCCUUUUCUGAAUAACAACAACGCACCUCCUCCGCCUGCCUAUGGGAGACGUCAGUCUUGGCCACAGACACCGAUGGCCCCACAAUAUUCAAUGACACCUCCUUCUCCAUAUGGUAACAAGAGGGCUGUUUUAUUUGGUAUUAGUUAUGGUAGUCAUGCUAACAGCCUUAAAGGUUCUCUCAACGAUGUUCACAGCAUGAAAUACUUUCUCACUCAAAAGUUAGGUUUUCCUACUGAUUCAAUUCGCAUGCUCACAGAUGAACCAGGGGAGAGAAAUCCGAUGAGAAUCCCGACAAAAUAUAACAUGAGAAUGGCAAUGAGGUGGUUGGUUGAGGGCUGCCAACCAGGAGACUCAUUGGUGCUUCACUUCUCAGGACAUGGAUCGAGGGAAGUAGAUUAUAGCAUGGAUGAGGUUGAUGGGUAUGAUGAAGCUAUAUGCCCUGUUGAUUAUGAGAGUGAGGGGAAAAUUCUCGAUGAUGAAAUCAACGCUACAAUUGUUAGGCCUCUACCUCAUGGUUCCAAACUUCAUGCUGUCAUUGAUACAUGCUUCAGUGGAACAGUUCUUGAUUUACCAUUUAUGUGCAGAGUGAACAGAAAAGGUUAUUAUGGAUGGGAAGAUCAUAGAAACCCCAGAGCUGCUUACAAAGGCACAAGAGGUGGGCUAGCAGUUUGCAUUUCAGCUUGUGAUGAUGAUGGAAGUGCAGCAGACACAUCGGCCUUUAGUGGCAUGGAAAGUGCUGGUGCCUUGACUUACAGUUUCAUCCAAGCCAUGCAAGUUGAACGUAGAUUGACUUAUGGCCAAUUGCUUAAUGCCAUGCGUUCUACGAUUCGUGGGGCUAGAGAAGAAUAUGGCCCGAAUAAUCAACAGUAUGUCAUGGACAAUCGGCAGCAGUAUGCUCAUGAGCCACAACUGUCAUGUUCUGAGAAAUUUGAUAUUUAUUCAAAGCCUAUUGCAAUGUGAACAUAACUGGAAGUCGCGUUGAAAAAUAAAAUGAAUACGAGGAAUAAUUGACGUUGGUCCUGUUUGUAGAAAAUAAAAUAUAAUGUCUAUUUGGGAAAGGAAAUGAAGGUUUAUAGGAGAGAUUUGCAUUCAAAUUGGGGAAGUUCUGUAAUACUACUACUACUUCAUUGUGCCAAAAAAAAGGAGGGAAAAAUAUUGAUUUGUAACUUUGAAAGAGUGUCUAAUGAAAAGUUGAAAACUGAGCUAGCUCUGGAAUUUCAUCCUAAAAAUACACCUCUGCAAUUUAUGAAUGUUUUCUCUUAUAUCUCAUGAAUUACGUCAUGUGUUCAAAAAAUGAAUAACAUUAUCAUCUAUUUUUUCGUUGA